Chilo suppressalis (striped riceborer) is the source of this 432-nucleotide messenger RNA. NCBI's taxonomy places the organism in Eukaryota, Metazoa, Arthropoda, Insecta, Lepidoptera, Crambidae. The record is from the annotation of a GenBank genome assembly.
AUGUCUGAAGAAGAAGUAGAAAAAUGGACUCGAGAGGCACGAAACAAGGAACUUCAAAUGUCUCCCAGCUGCUCCAGCUUCGAAGUACUCGAUCCACAUGACCCUGUAAUCAGUCGUCUGGCCACUCAGUUGUUCAAGCGCACCAAUGACUAUCUUCAAGGCGAAAUGUCUGCUGGACAGGAUCACUACAACUUGCUGGAGGAAAUCAACAGAUUAACAAUCACCAAAUACGCUGAUCUUAAAAAUUUGGCAGUCAAUCUAAAUAAAACUCUAACAGAGUACAAUGAAAUGUACAAUCAGCAGAUCAAGCCGCUGUUGAUGCAAAUAGAUGACAUCGAUGCUCGGGUGUCGCAGUUUGAGGUGAAUGCGUACCGUCUGGACAGCUACACCAAACAACUGAAGGCUCGAUUCAAAGAACUGGAAGAAAAAUAG